This is a messenger RNA of Raphanus sativus (radish), 2911 nucleotides long. RefSeq names its product dehydrodolichyl diphosphate synthase 4. The record is from RefSeq and is a predicted model, not a curated record. The coding region runs from base 2230 to 2718 and encodes 162 amino acids. Gene Ontology annotation, cellular component: chloroplast stroma. Gene Ontology annotation, biological process: response to cold; plastid membrane organization; polyprenol biosynthetic process. The transcript is spliced from 3 exons. Lineage: Eukaryota; Viridiplantae; Streptophyta; Magnoliopsida; Brassicales; Brassicaceae.
UGAGAUCACGGGUCAAGCGCUAGUUAUUCUUAAAUGCGUAUGACCUGUAUCUUCGCAGUAUCAAGAAGGGGACAGAGAGUGAGAGUGAAAACGUUCCAUUGAUCAUGUGAGUCUUUGAACUCGAUUAUCUCUAAGUAUAAAGCUGGGUGUUCCAAUUCGAGAAAAUAUUGAAACAAAGACGACAAUUUCCAAUACUCUCCCUCCUCUACCUCUCUCUCUACCUUAUCCUCUCGGCGACAAAUCAACAGCUUGAACUCCUCCUCUGGUCCGGUGCCGCGUGAGAGCGCGUCCGGUGCCGGCGGGGUCUUCUCUUCCCCUCUCUCGUUUUUCCUUUUGUCUCUCGACGAGUCUUGUUCGGUCUCUCCGCUUUGCUCGUCUUCUCUGGGCCUUCGUGAGAUCUCCGGUGAGCUUCCUGUGCGCAAGGUUUGUCUUCUCCGGCAGGUCUUCGUUUUCUCUGGAGGUACGGCGCGGUUGUAGCAGCGGUGGCUCGUGGGUGGCCGGCUUUUAGAGUUGGGAGUAGAUCGAAUUUUCUCCGCUUCGAUUACUUCUUUUUGUCUCUAUCGUAGUCAAGGAGGUCUAGUGCGUUUCUGUUCUUGUCCCGGGAUCUCUUCCGUGCCCGGAUCUGGAAUCUGUUCUUCAAUAGGAGGCUUGGCUCAUUGGUUCGGUUCGGCGUCCAAUCGGACCACUCCUCUUCUCCGUUGUUAAGUGAGAUUCGAAGCCCUUGGUUUUGAAGGUAAGACUUGAGCUUGGAGUGCAGGAGGUGCUGGCUCUCAGUUCUGUCCAGUCUUGCGUCGAGACAUCAGGGAGCUAUUUCCGCUACCCAGUGGUGGAUUCCGUUGGUCGUCUAUGGCCACCGGAGGUUUCCUUUUUUCCGGCUUUGCUUUAGUGCUCCUUGGCUCGGCCUCUUCUCUGUUUCCCUUGGUUUGUUUAGCGGCCGCAAACAUCUCCAAGGCGUGGUCUUCUGGUGCUCUUUCUUUCAACCCUCGCCGAUCUGACACCGGUGUUGGGUUCUUCAGCGUAGACAUGGCUCCUGGUUCUCAGUGGCCACAAGUGGUGGAGGUGGUUCUCGGGGAGUCAUUGACCGCCUUCGUGUCAUCUCUUGAUCUCUGCUUUACAUCCCGGCGUCGCAUUGGCUACUUGGCUCUCUUGCGGUGGUGAAGCUUGAUUUUCUAUGCAGGUUUUAGAGACCUUCAGAUGUGGUGGUGGCAGCAACAUCAACUCGCUCUUGUUCGUGUGUGGCGUCUUGGAGGUGCGUAUAGCUCGGGCUCAAGUGCUUUUUCGGUAUGGUUCUUGAUCCCUACACUUCUUUAGACUGUCAAGAGCGUCAUUGCCAGUAAAGGUUACAAUAUUUCAAGGCGUUCAUCGGGAACUAGCUACUCCAGAAGCGACUUGGGAAAUCCCGGCAUCCGAAGCAAUGAAGAGAACCUCACAUUCCCGAGACCAUCGUCAAUGGUUGAGAACAGUAACCGAUUCCUAAAAAUUUCGAAAAUCAGACUAGUGGAACGUGUCGGGUUUAGUGGGUGGGCGAAACUAGAAUGUACUAGAUUGAUUAGGGAGCUUUUGUUCAAAUCGAGUUUUGUAACCGGAACUGUAUUCUCGUUUUCGGGUCGAAUCAUUAUAUAUAUUUAUUAAAAAAAAAAAAAAAAAAGACGACAAUUCCUCCCCGCCCCCUCCAACAAACUUUUUUUCUUUUGCUAACCAAAAUGGUGACAUUGUUCUCGGUUGUUUUUACUUUUCUUGCUCUUAUUCUCAUCCCUGGUCUCUUCAUCUCUUGGCGUCUAAGUGUUCCUAUCUCCUUCAAAAACAUUCUCAGAUUCAUUAUGCUUAUAACUUCUCUAUACGAUGAUGAGGAAGAGAGGAACGAGAAACAACGUGACGAGGAAACCAAUGUGGUCGAAGAUGAGGAGACACCUUCAGGGCUUGUGAGAGAGCUGAUGCCUAGACACGUGGCAGUGAUAAUGGACGGAAACAGGAGAUGGGCCGAGCAGGCCGGAUUGCCGAAGUCACAAGGCCACGAGGCUGGAGCUAAACGGCUUCUAGAGUUCGCUGUGCUCUGCUUCAAGCUAGGGAUAGAAACAGUGUCAGCUUUUGCUUUCUCCACUGAGAAUUGGGGAAGACACAAGGUGAGACGAUUUCUUACAAAAUGCUUUUAAUUUUCCCUGUGCAUUUAAACUUUAUUAUCUCUUUACAAGUUACAACUCAACCACCCAAGUCGAAGUUAUAUGCUUGAUGUCUUUGUUCCAAAGGUACCUCAAGUCUAAGAUCAAAUUUUUCCAAAGAGAGGAGAUCCGAGUUUCUGUUAUCGGUAAUCUUGCAAAGAUCCCGGCAUCUCUCCUCGGAACAAUCAAAGAGCUAGAGGAAGCUACGAAGAGAUACAAGAAGAAGCAUCUCAUCUUGGCCAUAGAUUACAGCGGGAGAUUUGACAUCUUGCACGCUUGCAAGAAUCUUAUGAAGAAAUCACAACAAGGUUUGAUCAGUGAGGAAGACGUGGACGAGACGUUUUUUGAGGGAGAGCUUGUGACAAAGUGUAUCCCAAGUCCUGAUCUCUUGAUUAGGACGAGUGGAGAACAGAGGAUUAGUAACUUCUUCUUGUGGCAGCUGGCUUAUACCGAGCUCUUCUUCUCACCGGUCCAUUGGCCUGAUUUUGACGAAGAUAAGUUUAUGGAGGCCCUGGUUUCGUAUCAGCGCAGGGAAAGACGAUUUGGUUGUCGGGUUUGACCGAUGAUCAUAUGUUAUGUUUCUCUUUGUGUACUUUGUUAUGUUCGUUUGACUUUUUCUAUUAAAUUGCUCUGUUGUUUCAGCUGCAGAAAAAACUUUACAGUCGUAAGAUAUGAUAUUUGAAAGGAAAUACCACAUACGUACUAUUGAAAAUGAUAAUGGUCACAAGAAACCAGUACGUGGAUUUUGGAAG